CGGCAGUCGGAGGGAGAUGGCGACCCGGGCGGAGAGGGAGCGGGCCCAGCGGCUCAAUGAGCGGCACCAGGCGGCGCUCGGCGACCUGCUGCAGGACAACAGGGAGUGUGCCGACUGCGGGAGCCGAGGACCAAGAUGGGCAUCAUGGAACCUGGGAGUGUUCCUUUGCAUUCGCUGUGCUGGUAUUCACAGAAACCUUGGAGUCCACAUCUCCAAGGUGAAAUCGGUAACUCUGGAUCAGUGGACACCAGAACAGAUCCAGAGCAUCCAGGAAAUGGGAAACUCUAAAGCCAGAGUACUGUAUGAAGCUUACCUUCCUGAUGACUUCAAGCGACCACAAUCAGACCAAUCUGUGGAGACCUUCAUAAGAGACAAAUAUGAAAAAAAGAAGUAUUUUAAUAAAGGUAUUGAUGUCGCUGCUUUCAGGAAAGAAAAUAACAAAUGGAAGAAAGAGACUGAGCAAAAGGAAAGCAAACCUGCACCAGUUAUUUUUGAAAAAGUUAAAGUGGCACCAAAGAAAGAUGAACAGCAGCAGUUGAAAACAAGUCCUUCAGUACCUCCAGGACCUACGAUUGACCUUCUGGGCUUGGAUGCUCCUGCAGCAGCUCCUACCACCAGUGGGACCACUAGUCUAACCACGGCAAUGGCUAAUGACCUGGAUCUCUUUGGACCCAUGAUAUCCAAUCCACUGCCUGAACCCAGCACAUUCCAAAGCACGUCUUUGGCCUCUGCUCCCCAAGAAGGAGCUGAAAACUUGAACCUCUUCGCUGACCCCUCCCUGAAGCAGGAGGACUCUGGGAAGAAACAGCUCUCGAAGGACUCCAUUCUGUCACUUUAUGGGUCACAGCCCUCCCACGUACCAGCUCAAGGUGCGAUGUUCAUGCCCCCUGCACAAGCACCCUACGCUCCCUGUCUGGCACCUGGCUUUGCAAAUUUUUCACCUGUGGUCAGUGCAGCCACUCCGGCCGGUGCCGUGAUGGGUAACGUGGGGCAGUCGCUGGGCAUGGUGGCUCCAGUAGCGUUGCCACCAGGAUUUGUGGGCAGCGUGCAGGCCGGAGUGAUGGGUGUGCCCAACGGGAUGAUGGCACAGCCGGGUGCCCACAUGGGCGGAAUGGCCAUGCCUCAGCCGGUAUAUGGAAUUCAACAGACACAGCAGCUGCAGUGGAACAUUGCACAGAUGACUCAGCACAUGGCAGGGAUGAACUUCUACAGUGCCAAUGGUAUGGUGAGUUAUGGACAGUCACCGGUUUCCAUGGGAGCGGGAACUGCUCCAGCGACAGGUCAAUCCCUCGGCACCCAGAUUUGGAAAUAGGAAGAAAGAAACAACAAUCUCUCCAUGUUUCAGAACUACGCAGAAGACAUUUUGGCUUCUUCUCUCCUCCAGCCAGUUUGCUCUGUGCGAUCUCAAAUCCAUUUUGCCUAUAGAUCUUACGUGGACUUGGCAAGAAUUUCACCAUCAAAAUAGCAGUCAUCAUUACCAAAGUCAAUUUUUUAAACUGUAUAUUUUUCUCCCAAAGAAUGUUUUGGGAAUCUAAUUCCCUCAAAGGCAGAGUGCAAGAAGGAAAUAGUGAUCCUGAAGUCUGUGAUGUUGAGAAGUGUUCCUGGCACAGCUUUCACCACUCAUUUCCAAAUUCUGCUUGUCAUUCAGGUGGGUGACCCACCAUCAGUAGCCACAGGAUGCCUUGUUCAUGGUACUAGGUUAAAAUUAUGAAGUUUGGAUCUUGAACAAAUGAUCAGGGGAGAGUUCAGAUUUGGAGGGGAAAGGAUACAGUGAUGGCUGAGUUUAUUAAUCAGUCAAUGAGCCUCAUUUUACAGUUGGACAAUAUGUGAACUGUAGCACAAACGUGCCUCUAUAUAACAAGACCUUUACUGAUGCCUAGUCAAAAACCGCUGGUUAUAGCUUUAUCAUUAGGUUAAUUGUUUUGAUAUUAACUAUUGAAUAGAUAUUGUUUACUGCGGUUAAGGUAGUGCUUCUGUACCUUCCUAAAAAUACUUGCUGUUCAUCAGCUGAUUAGUGCCAGCACUACACUUAAACCUUGGCAGCUGGCUUGGAAUUUAGUUACAGAUCAGUAAUUCAUAGUUAGAGAUAUAAGCAGGAUAGACAACUCGUGUACCAUGCUUUCUACCACACUGCAUAAGCCAGGUGGGCUGAGAUUGUCCUUUAUCUCUCUUAGGUGGGAUGCCUCACCUCCAAUCUUACCGGUGUUCUGGGAGCAAGCUACACAUUGCGCAGUUAAUGUCAUUUCAGCACAAAAAUCUACUUUUUCAAACAAAGUUCCAAACAAGGUUAAAAUGGGGCUUGGUGCACUUGAGUGAGUUACCACAAGGAUUAAAGAAAAGAAAACAGAGUAGCUUAACGUAAUUGGCCAAACCAUAUUUUGUAAUUGAACCAAAAGAUCCAGCCAUUAAUAUGGUUCGGCUCUAUCUUCUGGCUCUAUCACUGCUCAUUGGUGGAGGGAGAACGUUCAGACAUAACAGCCUUGCCUCUGUUUCCACUGGCUGAGGACAUACAGGAUUUGGGCAGUCUUCUCCGUGCACAUUGUGAAACUUGGUUUCUCCUCACCCAUUUACUCAUCUCUCAUCUGUGUCGGAUGCAGGAUCUGCUUGUGUUGCUUUUCUCAGCAAUCAGUAAUUUUUUUAUUGAUUUCUCCUCUGGCUUAUCUAUGAGCAAAGGAACCACAGUUUAAUGACUCUGAGCGUCUGAUUGUACAAGCCCAAUAGGUUGUUUAGGGAGUAUGCAACACGGGGCUUUCUAACAAGCUGUGAAACAAUUAAGAGCAACGUAUUAGGAGAUAGCUAGAAUGCUGUGUGGGGAAUAAAGUGCUACACAUCUGGUAAAGAUGUCCAGUCACCAGUGGAGAUUGCCCUUUUAUUUCUACCUCAGACGAGAAUGCAUUCCAGGGUAUUAAGCAUCUUUUCUUGGGAAUGGGGAGGGAACUCUUUGCACUUACCAACUACUUUGCUGCUUUAACUUGCUUUCCAAGGGGGAUUGUGGCAGGGAUGGGGGUGUGGGGAUAUUGAAAGGAUAAAAGAUUACGAUCGAUUUUUCCCCAUUGCACGUGAGAUUUUCCACACACUGGGAACCUGGUUCGAUAUGGCAAAUAGUCGCACCUACAAUUUUAGAAUUAUUUCUUGAUGGAGUUCUCGCUCCAGUAGGUAAUUCUAAAUAAACAUCAAAAAAACAUGUAUUGUGACUGAAAAUGUCAGGUAAGUGUGGUUGGGGUUUUAAAUAGGUCACAUCAUUUUUACUUAAAAAUUUGGCUGGGUUAAGUGGAUGAGUUUUCAAUAUAUUGUUAAUGGAAACAGUCACCCAUCCAGGGAACUUGUAGGGGCCUGGCACAAUAGGACUGUUUACAUGGUGUCUGACCACUUGGUCCUUCAGAAUGUCGAAUGAUUUGAUCUGUAAGAGCCGAUGCAUUGGCUCACCUGGUGCAGGCCCUAAUAUUUAGUUACCUGGAGCUGCAGACCUGGCAUUGAUGUAAGAUUUUCACAAAAUCUGGCAGGAUUUUGGGGAAUGUUUCCUCUUCCCAAUCUGAACUGAUACUUGCAAAAC
Molecule: messenger RNA, 3553 nt
Organism: Pristis pectinata (smalltooth sawfish)
Lineage: Eukaryota; Metazoa; Chordata; Chondrichthyes; Rhinopristiformes; Pristidae
Gene: smap2
Product: small ArfGAP2
Exons: 10
Coding region: 17-1312 (431 amino acids)
Molecular function (GO): GTPase activator activity; metal ion binding
Source: RefSeq, a predicted model, not a curated record